Nicrophorus vespilloides is the source of this 1629-nucleotide messenger RNA. It is a transcript of the gene grp, whose product is annotated as serine/threonine-protein kinase grp. Gene Ontology annotation, molecular function: ATP binding; protein serine/threonine kinase activity; tau-protein kinase activity. Lineage: Eukaryota; Metazoa; Arthropoda; Insecta; Coleoptera; Silphidae. The transcript has 8 exons. The record is from RefSeq and is a predicted model, not a curated record. Gene Ontology annotation, cellular component: cytoplasm. The coding region runs from base 194 to 1573 and encodes 459 amino acids. Gene Ontology annotation, biological process: protein phosphorylation; microtubule cytoskeleton organization; intracellular signal transduction.
AAAUUUUCAUAAAUCAAUAAUCAUGCAGUGUAAAUAUCUCCUAAAAACUGUUCAUUGUUUAUUGUUAUGUGGAUAAACAAUAUUUAACUGAAUUAUAAGUAGUGAGUAAACAGUUUUAUUAGUGUUAUAAAUAUUAAUUGUGUUAUUACCUUCAGUCUCAAUAAACUAAAGGUGUUAAGUGUUGAAUGAAGACAUGGAUAAGUUUGUGGAUGAGUGGCUUAUUAUCCAGACGCUAGGUGAGGGAGCUUAUGGAGAGGUCAAACUUCUUGUGCACCAGGUAUCUGGGGAAGCUGUUGCAAUGAAAGUUGUAGAUCUGAGGAAAUGCAAGGAUGCUAAAGAAUGUGUGACCAAAGAGGAGAAAAUCCAUAAACUCAUGAUGCAUCCAAAUAUAAUACGAAUAUUGGGAAAGAGAGAAGAGCCCAAUACUAUUUAUAUAUUCUUGGAGUAUGCAUCUGGUGGAGAACUGUUCAAUAAGAUAGAACCUGAUAUUGGCAUGUAUGCAGGAGAUGCACAAAAAUACAUGAAGCAACUUUUAAAUGGUAUGGAAUAUUUGCAUUCUAAAGGGAUUACUCACAGGGAUAUAAAACCAGAAAAUUUGUUGCUUGAUGAGCAUGGUAAUUUGAAGAUCAGUGAUUUUGGCAUGGCCACAAUAUUCAGAUUGAGAGGAAAGCAAAGACUUUUGGACAAAAAAUGUGGAACUCUGUCCUAUGUAGCGCCGGAAGUAUUAAAACAGCCGUAUUAUGCAGAGCCAGCUGAUCUGUGGUCUUGUGGUAUAGUUUUUGUUGCCAUGCUGGCUGGAGAAUUGCCAUGGGAUGAACCCACACAGGAAUGCAGGGAGUAUAGCCAAUGGAUGAAAGAUACGUGCAUCACCCAGACACCUUGGAGUAAACUCACAAAUGUGGCUUUCAGCCUGGCCAGGAAAAUGCUGACCCAUGAACCUAAAGCACGACCUACGCUUUCGCAAAUAUUACAGCAUCCUUGGAUGAACAUCAAAUUUCCAGAUUCAGCUUCUUGUGAUAUUGAUGAACCUGAUAAUGCAUGUGAACCUAACGCUAAACGGCAAGCGUCCAUUGCAGACUAUGAAGGAUCGCACGAGACGCCGACGGUUACGUCGUCUCAACCUGCCCCAAGAAUUGCCAAUAACAUUGCUCCGGAGAGAUUGGCCAUUCUUAUGCAGAAUCGUGAACAGGUGUGCUUCUCGCAGCCAACGAGCAACGAUGAUCUCAUAGUCAAUUCCCAGUUGCAUUUCACACAGAGUCCAUUGACGCAGAACAACUUCCAGAAGCUCAUUAAGAGGAUGACCAGAUUCUUCGUUAAGACAUCAUGUGAGAAAACCACAAUGCAAUUGUGCAAAGUCCUUGAUCAGCUUUGUUACAAUUGGAAUUCAGAUCCUUCUGGCGUGAUAACUAUAUCGCUGAUGGAUGCCAAACGGAUGCAGCUCGUCUUCAAAGCAAACAUCUUAGAGAUGGAUGGCAAAAUGUUAGUGGAUUUCCGCUUAUCGAAAGGUUGCGGUUUGGAGUUUAAACGAAACUUCAUGAAAAUCAAAAAGUCUCUACAAGAUAUUAUAUGUUAAUUAACAAAAACAGUAUUCUUUUUAUUAUUCGAAUCUACUAUUUUUAUAUAUAAUGU